This is a messenger RNA of Capsaspora owczarzaki ATCC 30864, 1911 nucleotides long. Its product is annotated as translation initiation factor IF-2. The transcript is spliced from 2 exons. Lineage: Eukaryota; Filasterea; Ministeriida; Capsasporidae. Bases 1 to 1911 code for a protein of 636 amino acids. Gene Ontology annotation, molecular function: GTP binding; GTPase activity. The record is from RefSeq and is a predicted model, not a curated record.
AUGGUCGAAAUCUUCCGCGGCAUGUCUGCCGAGCUCCUCGCGCAACGGUUGCGAGUGCCAUUCAAGCAGCUGCAGCCAGUGCUCCAAUUGCUCGCCGAUGAGGACGCCGAUGUGUCCCCUGCGUCAGCUCUAUCCAUUGAAACGGCAGAGCUGGCCGCCCUCGAGUACGAGUUUGACGCCAAGAUCGUCUCGCCACCAGGCGCUCAGCCACCACCACCACCACCACCAACACGUGCACCAGCGAUGCCGACCAACCCUUCGCGAAAGCCACGGCCACCCGUCGUCACCAUCAUGGGACACGUCGACCAUGGAAAAACAACAUUGCUAGACUCGCUAAGGAAAACGUCCGUUGCAGCAGGUGAGGCAGGUGGAAUCACGCAACACAUUGGUGCGUUCAAGGUGCCCCUGCCGAACGGCGGCGCGGCAACGUUUCUCGAUACCCCUGGACAUGCCGCGUUCUCUGCCAUGCGCUCGCGCGGUGCACGUGCAACCGAUAUCGUGAUUCUGGUUGUGGCCGCGGACGACGGCGUCAUGCCCCAAACAGUCGAGUCGAUCGAGCACAUUCGCGCGUCGCGAGCGCCCAUGAUUGUGGCCGUCACAAAGUGCGACAUGCCAAUGAGCAACCCCAAAAACGUCUACCAGCAGCUGCUCAAGCAUGGUGUCCAUGUGGAAGCGCUUGGCGGCUCCGUCCAGAGCGUGGAGCUGGCCGCACCCAAAGGCCUUGGUUUGAGCGACUUGAUUGAGAAUAUUGCAGCCCUGACCGAGCAGAUUGCCCCCGAAGCCGAGCAGGAUGGGCCAGCGGAAGCAAUUGCCAUCGAAAGCAAACAGCGCGAAGGAAUGGGCAUGGUUGUCACAUGCCUGGUCACGCAGGGCAUUCUCCGAGAGGGUGCCAUUCUGGUGAGCGGAACGGCGUUUGCGCGGGUUCGUCGACUCAGUAACGAUCGCGGCGAGGCGGCUUCGGAAGCCUUCCCUUCCGAUCCCGUCGAAGUGGUCGGAUGGAAGCACGUCGUCGAGCUCGGCGGCCACAUUGUCGAGGUUCCCUCGGAAGAUCGCGCCAAGCGCCUCGUAUCCGUCCGCGCCAGCAAGAAGCAGUCGCAACAGACAUCUCAAGCGCCCAAUCUGGCAUCCGAGGGCUUUUCCGACCAGAUGAGUCGCGAAGACCGCAGGCUUCGCAGCGUUCGCCUCGCCUCCCACGGCCGCAUUGUUGUUGCCAAGCGUGGCAUUGACGCCGAGGCAACCCAACACAACGUCAAAGAGGCGGAAGCAGCCGCUCGUGCCGAGCCCGUGUCACUCAACAUUGUGCUGAAAGCGGACGUGGUCGGGUCCAUGGAGGCGAUCGCAGCCUGUCUGGCUGGACUGCCGCAAUCGCAAGUUCGCGUCUCGGUUGUGCGCCAGGAUAUUGGAGCCAUCACGCAGUCAGACAUUGAUAUUGCGGCUGCAUCUGACGGUGUCAUCAUCACCUUCAGUCAGCCCGCUCCGUCCAAGGCGAUUGACACGAAGGCUCGCGCGGCCGGCGUGGACAUUCGCAGCUACAACAUCAUCUACAAGCUGCUCGAUGACAUGAAAGAGCUCAUGCGAUCGCGCCUGCCCUCGCGGACCGUUGAGAAAACCCUGGGCACCGCGAAUGUACUGGCCUGCUUCCCGCACUCCCGUGUCCCCGGUCUCAUUGCAGGCGUGCGUGUCCAAACCGGUAGCAUGCUGCGCAAGCACAACUUUAGCGUCACGCGCAAGGGUCAGGUCAUCUUUAGCGGCAAGGCGGUCGCGUUGCGGCACGUCAAACAAGACGUCGAGACGCUUGAUCGUGGCGGCGAAGGUGGUCUACAGCUCGAAAAGUUUGGUCCUUUUGAGAUUGGCGAUGAAAUCCGUUGCUUUGAGCUCAAGGAAGAGCGACCUGAAAUUGAAGAGUAUUAG